This is a messenger RNA of Maylandia zebra (zebra mbuna), 4503 nucleotides long. The record is from RefSeq and is a predicted model, not a curated record. NCBI's taxonomy places the organism in Eukaryota, Metazoa, Chordata, Actinopteri, Cichliformes, Cichlidae.
AUGGCUCUGUUGUAUUCAGGUGUAGCUCGGCGCUAUGACAGGAAUCCAGCACGCAGAGCCUUUGAACAGCAGGCAGGUUUGGCACCGUUCCCCAUUCAGGCAGUGGAAACAAAUCUGGCCUCCAAAGACAGUCACUGGGUGUUCGUCAACGAGGAAAUCAGCGACACAGAGAUCCUGGAGCUUACCCACAGUGCACUGGGGCGCAUGACGGUGAUCCGGCAGAUCUUCCCGUUGCUGAAGGACAGCAGCACCCGCUGCAUGAGGCAGAACCACCGGAUCUCCUCGCUGCUGUGUGACCCGCAGGAAGGACACCUGCAGAACCUGGAGGUGUCCAACCUGUACCUGUACGACAGCGUGCUGAUGCUUGCCAACGCCUUCUACAGGAAGCUGGAGGACAGGAAGUGGCACAGCAUGGCCAGCCUGAACUGCAUCAAGAAGUCCACCAAGCCCUGGAACGGAGGCUGGUCCAUGCUGGAGACCAUCCAGAAGGGAAAUAUCACAGGUCUGACGGGUACGAUGGACUUUAAGGACAACGGCUCCAACUCCCACGUCCAGUUUGAGAUCCUCGGCUCGAGCUUCAGCGAGACCUUCGGCAAGGACAUCAAGAGGCUCGCCACGUGGGACUCGGUUCACGGCCUGAACGGCAGCCUGAAGGAGAGCCGGAUAGAGAACGGCAUGCAGGGAGUCACGGUCAAAGUGGUCACGUUGCUGGAGGAUCCUUUUGUCAUGGUGGCGGAGAACAUCCUCGGGCAGCCGAAGAGAUAUAAAGGCUUCUCCAUCGACGUCCUGGACGCCCUCGCCAAGAUCCUGGGCUUCAAAUACGAGAUCUACCAGGUAGCGGACAGUAAAUAUGGAAGUCGGCUUCCCAACGGCUCAUGGAACGGCAUGAUUGGCGAUCUAAUCAACAAGAGAGCGGACCUGGCGGUGUCCGCCAUCACCAUCACGCCAGAACGGGAGAACGUGGUCGAUUUCAGCAAGCGCUACCUGGACUACAGCGUCGGCAUCCUGCUCCGAAAGCCCGAAGAGAAGAUCAACAUCUUCUCUCUGUUCGCGCCCUUCGACCUCGCCGUCUGGGCCUGCAUCGCCGCCGCAAUCCCCGUGGUGGGAGUGCUCAUAUUCCUCCUCAACAGACUGCAGGCGCUGCGCUCCUCGUCCCAGAAUGCACCUCCCGGUCAGCCGGCUAACGGAGCGGGGUCGGGCACCCUGCACAGCGCCAUCUGGAUCGUUUACGGAGCGUUCGUGCAGCAAGGUGGGGACGGUGUGGUGGGAUCGGUCGCUCUGAGGAUCGUCAUGGGCAGCUGGUGGCUCUUCACGCUCAUAGUUUGUUCAUCGUACACCGCCAACCUGGCGGCGUACCUCACCGUGUCACGCAUGGAUCACGCUAUACGGUCUUUCCAGGACCUGGCGAGGCAGAUCGACGUGGACUACGGCACUGUGAGGGACUCGGCGGUCUACGACUACUUCAGGAACAAAGGCACCAACCCUCUGGAGCAGGACAGCACCUACUCAGAGCUGUGGAGGACCAUCAGCAAGAACAACGGCAUGGAUUACUCCGUGUCCAGCCCGUCAGAGGGAAUACGCAAGGCAAAGAAGGGUCCCUACGCCUUCCUCUGGGACAUGGCGGUGCUGGAGUACGUGGCCCUGACGGAUGACGACUGCACCGUCACCGUGUCGGGAAGCAGCAUGAGUAGUAAAGGCUACGGCAUCGCCAUGCAGCACGGCAGCCCCUACAGAGACCUCUUCUCACAGAAGAUCUUGGAGCUGCAGGAGAAAGGCGACCUGGACAUCAUGAAGCAGAAGUGGUGGCCCCGCGCCGGCCGCUGCGACCUCAGCAGCCACGCCAGCGCCCACCCCGAUGGCCGCUCCCUCAAGCUGCACAGCUUCGCCGGCAUCUUCUGCAUCUUGGCCGCGGGCCUGCUGCUGGCCUGCCUGGUGGCUGGGCUGGAGGCUUGGUGGAACAGCAACCACUGCCGCCAGGAGCAGCCCAAAGAGGACAAGGAGGUGAAUCUGGAACAGGUGCAUCGUCGUAUGAACAGUCUUUUGGACGAGGACUUGGCCCACAAGCAGAUCCCCGGCCCCUCUAUCGAGAUCUCUGCGCUGGACAUCGGCAGCAUGCAGCCCAGCCAGGCCUCUCUGGUCCCGGGCCCGGAGUCCAGGCGGGACUACCCGCCCUCGGGCCUCGCUGUGACCACCUUCCUCCCCGGGGAGGGGGGACCACCUCCUCCUCUUCCCCAUCCUCACCAUGGGGGGACCCUAGGCAGGACGCUACCCCCAUCCCAGGGCCCUGGCAGCAGCACGUUGCCCCCGCACCACCCGCUCAGCAGCACCAACCUCAGCGGCACCAUGCAGUGCAAACACAGGGCACCCAACGGGGGGCUCUUCCGGCAGAGCCCUGGCAAGACACCCAUGCCAAUGUCCUACCAGGCAGUCUCCGCAGGACCCAUACCCGAAGCCAUUGAGGCCACCCACAGUACAUCGAUAUAAGAUCGGAGGGGUAAAAGGGGGGCGGUGGGUGGGAGGGAGGCUGCUCUCUGGACCUGGGUCCAGGUUCGGAUGCGAGGCGGGUUGGGGAACCCUAGAGGAAAAUUAUUAUAGAGGAAAAAAACAUAUAUGUACAAAGUAAAAAGAUUUUGUAUCUCACUAUCUGUUCAGAAACACACACACGAAAAAUCUAACAAAAAACAACAAAAAGCGGGCGGCGGGCUGGAGGGUGUAAUUUUUCUCGUGUACAUAUCUGUAAAUACCAAGAGAACGAAGUGAGGUUAAAGUGUAUUUUGAAUAUUCUCAAUUUUUGAAGUUGAGUUAUAAAAACAAACAAAAUGAGAUAAAAAAAAAUAUAAACAUUGAUGAAAAAGUUAUGACUGUUUGAAUGGCUUUGUAAAUUUUGUUCAAUUAAACAAUGACGCGAAAUUCAUUGUGAUUGUUUUCUAAGUGCCGAAAUUAAACGAUGUCUUUCCACAACUCAUUGAUGUAAACGACUACCCAUGAUGCACCGCUGUAGGGACAUUUUUAGUGGUGGACACCUACUGUUAUGCACCUCUGUACCAACCCUAUAUAUAUCUUCAGCAUCGGACAAAAAAAAAUCACUCUUUGUUUUUUCCCCAUUUGUAUUAAAUAUAUAAUAUACAUAGUUUUUUCCAAGCAAAAGUCUACAUUCUUUUCUUACGUUGACUGUAAAUGAUGUUCAUUCAAACACUGAGGGGGAACAAGCGGGUUUUUAUUGGGUUCAUAUUUUACACACAGCUCAAUGGUUUGUUUUUAUAGCGAGUUUUUAUUUGGCGUCAGUACUGUCCAGGUGAGAGUCUGUUUGUGACGAGCAAAUGAGCGAAGAAGAGUACGUACGGCUGCGAGCGCACCGACCGCUGUCUUUAGGUCAAACGAUGAUGCAAUCAUGCAAGCCUGGCCUCUUUGUGGAACACGACAGGGUGUAGAACCGUGGCUCCCUACCCACGCGGUACAGGUCUUAGUCUUAAAGUCAAAUAUCAUAUUUUUGAACUGUAAAUGCAGUCGCGCGUUCGACGUGAUGAAAUCUCCCAACAGUUUCUGUAGUCCCGUUUAACCACUUACUACAAAAACCUUUUCUGGGUCACGUUAAAGCUUCAAAAUUACGAGAAUUGCUUCUGUAUUUUAAGCUGUGGAAAGAAAUGAACAUGUUUAGGGUUGGAUGAACCACAGACCUUUAGACAUCAAACAGAAACCAACCCGACUUCGAGAUGAGGAAAUCAGGAACACAAAAACAUUUGUUCUGGGUUUCAGAGAGAUGCUUGCACCUUCUAAAUGAUGAAUAGUUUUAGAGUUCGUCUUCUUCAUCGCACCACCAGCAAACCAGUGAAAAUCAGUUACAGUCUUUUUCUAUGAAACUCUGUCCAGAUGCUUUUAGACUAAUGAAAAGUUGGCACCAAUUUAAAACAAGUACUGGCAUGCUUCCCAACUCUGAGACAGACCCUCUUGUUAGCCAAAUAUAUACAAAAAACCAGAAACGGUCCAGAGUAUCAGCCAGCCUGGUAUUCAUUUUAUUUGAUAUUUUUGAGCUUCUGUUUGUAUUUGAAGGAAGUGUCAGAUUCAAAUUGGUGCCAGAACGAUUGAUGGUUAUUAAUUUAUUCAAACAAACUUCGACAACAGUCGAAGUCUGAAAGUCUGAAAUUACAGACCUGAAACACAAGAAAAGUUGUGACAGAUCAAACGUAUUCGCCUUUCCAUCCUUACUCUUACUAACCGCUCCCACAGAGUUCCUAAAGGAGGGCCGACACUUUUGUUUUCAGGCAGUCGUAAUGCUUCGUUUGUGGCCAAAUAUCGAAGCUCGGCCGAGUUCCAACAGCGGUCGGUGUGAACGCAGCCUUAACCUUAAGAAAAAAUAUAAAGGUACUAAAUAUAUAUGUCUUUAAUUUUUAUACUCGAGAAUUUUACGUCACGCUCUCGUACGCAAGUUUCGUCUUGCAAAGCAGUGCAGUUAUUCUAACGAGGAGUGAGAGAGUGACUCAGAGAGGCAUCGUAUUUAAUAAU